AUGCGAUUUGGUGCUCAAGCUGAAGGCAGUAUAACGCAUACAGAAAUAGUUCAACUCGGUUUUAUGCGAAGUCUCGCACAAUAUUUUCUUGAUACUCAAAAUGGAAGUAAAAUUAAACCGGAUGAUCUUAGACAAGAAAAUACGUUGGAUGAACUGUUCCGAAUAGUUCAUCUUAAUUGGAAGAGUGAGCAAGUAAAAUUAAAUACUUUUCCAUUGAAACUUGCUAUUGACACGAUCCAAGUGCAAAAUGCUCUAGUUGAUCUUGAAGCAGCAACAAAAGAUUUGCCCACAGCCCAUUUCGAUGCGGAAGCAUUUGUAGCGAGCAAUCGUCGAUUAUUGNCAACUUAUGAUAUUAGUGAUUUGGUCAACAAACAACCUAAAGCAUCUAAAGGUUUGCGAUCGGCAUUAAUCGGCAAUGAUAAAAUGACCAAGAAAAAGAGACUUGGUCAACGUCGAUUUCGUUGGAUAUUAUAA
Rotaria socialis is the source of this 474-nucleotide messenger RNA. Lineage: Eukaryota; Metazoa; Rotifera; Eurotatoria; Philodinida; Philodinidae. The record is from the annotation of a GenBank genome assembly.